This is a messenger RNA of Brassica napus (rape), 1619 nucleotides long. RefSeq lists its product as uncharacterized. Lineage: Eukaryota; Viridiplantae; Streptophyta; Magnoliopsida; Brassicales; Brassicaceae. Bases 672 to 1400 code for a protein of 242 amino acids. The transcript has 4 exons. The record is from RefSeq and is a predicted model, not a curated record.
GUAUUCUUUCAGUUUUCGACUUAAUCUUCGAAUGUCUGUCGAGAGUUUGAUGGUCUGGUGGUGAAUCAGUUCCUUAUGUUUUUGUAUAAUUUUAACCGGGGCUUCUAGCUCUGGUGGUAAAGGGCUCACGGCUGUGAGUUCCGCCACCUGGGUUCGAAACCCGGCCACUGGGGGAUUUACAUGCGGACCCUCCAGCGCCCGAGACCGAAGACCGUUCACAGUGAGCCACAUGGUGACGCCCUGGCAGUGUCCUUGCUCGCUUCGGUCUCUAGUCUGGACCAUCUCGGUGGGGUCAGGACUUUCGGUUAUAAAAAAAAAUGUUUUUGUAUAAUUUUAUGAUAUUUCGUGCUAUUUCUUUUUUUCAGUCAAAUAAGAAAUCUUAGUUUACUAUAGUUGUAUUGAUAUACAUACCUCUCUGAUUUUACUGUAGCCGAAACACACUUCUUGAACGAACAAGCAAACACAAAAAGAUAGUGCAAGAAAGGUUACGGACUGUUUAAAACUUGACGAAGUCUUAUCCAACCACAAUUACAACCACUUAGUGGAAAACCCACGAAGCGGAGACUUACGGAGACUGAGCACGCUCAUUUGCAAACAUAUUUGCUCACCAACUGUGAAGAUGUUCUAUAAUAUGAGAGUGUUUAUAUGGCAGAGUUGCGUAUGACUUGCGUAUGACUCACAGACAUGCGACAGAUGAUGAGCUUCAACAACUCAGACAUAACGGAUUUGCUGCAUGGCUUCUUAGUUAUGUGAAUGAUGGUUUGGCCAGAGGUUUUGUGUUCGAUGAUUGGAUACGCGAAUUUGUGCGGGGACCAAACUUUGUGGUCAAAUCAUAUCCAAAAUAUUGUACGCGAGGAUAUGCAUUCACAAGGAAAGGUCAUUCUAGGAAAACAUAUGAUGAUAGUGUUUCGUCUUGUUCCGGUGACGAUGUCUACUACGGCAACAUAGAAGAAAUAUUGGAAAUCCAGUUUCCUGGUAUGGUUAGAUUGCGGUGUGUAGUAUUCUAUUGUGAUUGGUAUGACACCACCCCAGAUAGAGGAGUGAAGACUGAUGCGUUUGGUGUUACAUCGGUUCAUUCGCGGUGGAAACUUCAAUAUUAUGAUCCCUUCAUUCUUGCUUCGCAAGCUGAUCAGGUGUGCUACAUCAGUUACCCUCUGGUGACGUACAGAGACGAUCCAUGGGUCACUGUAACGCAAAUAAACCCAAGAGGACGAGUGGAUGGAACUUCUGAUAAUGAACCAUUACAACCAGACUCUACCAGCAACUUGAGUGCAGUUGAAGAUUUGGCAGAUGUUGAACUCGUUGAGAAUUUUACCGAGUUUGGACUUGAUGCUGUUGUACAUUCAGAGGACGAAGCUGAGGUUGGGGAGUUUGAUGAAGAUUCUGAUGAUUCUGAUUAGGAAUUCUUAUUAUUUGACUUGUAUUUAUUAGUUGUUGUAAUUUCAUAAGUUUUUUUUUUUUUUUUAAACAAGUCCGUCGGUAUUCCGUCACUAUAUACCGACAACAUAGCGACAAAAUAUGGUUUCAUUCUAAGUGGACAAGUUCCUCGGAAAUACCUUGGAAUAUACUGAGGACAUUCCGACGAACUUGUUAAAUUCGUCGGAAUGUCGUCGGUAUAU